Messenger RNA from Limulus polyphemus (Atlantic horseshoe crab), 2469 nucleotides. RefSeq names its product leucine-rich repeat-containing protein 43-like. Gene Ontology annotation, molecular function: protein binding. The coding region runs from base 257 to 1117 and encodes 286 amino acids. NCBI's taxonomy places the organism in Eukaryota, Metazoa, Arthropoda, Merostomata, Xiphosura, Limulidae. The transcript has 12 exons. The record is from RefSeq and is a predicted model, not a curated record.
UUAUCUGGACUAUAAAGGUCGUUUUUUCUAAACUUUUAAUCAAAAAUGUAAAUCCCUCCAGUAUGCACUACAAAAAUUUGAAAGACAAAUACCCGGAUGUUUAUAUUCUCCAUGUUCUUUUCUCGACUUGUUGUGUGCCUGGAUGUUCUAAGAGAGGUGGUCAUUCGUGGCCUUCAAAUCUAGAAUUUUUUAGAAAGUGACUUCAUGUGUCCAGACGGGACCAGUAAAAACCUAAAAAAAGGAGUUAUUGUUUGUCAUGACCACUUCGUGCUUGACGUCUGUGUAUCAGAAACUAGUUAUGUGCAGCUGUGAGCCCCACCAGAAACUGAAAGGAGAGGAAACGCCUAUUCAGGAAGAGUAUGACAAAAAUGAGGGAAGAGUUGAGAUUAUGGAAGUGAAGGCUGGCAGUCCUCUCCACUCGAGAAGAACUUUUUACCAAGUAUUUUGUCAUCUUGUGAAUAAAUCUAACUUUCUAAAGUAUCCUUGUGCAUUGGAACUCAGUAAUUGUGAUCAGGCUCCUUUUCUUGGAAGUUAUGAAGCUUAUGAAAGAGAAGCGCUUGUUAGGGAUCCAAAAUCCAUUUGGUAUAUAGAGAAUGAGUGGAGUCCUGAUGUAAAGUCACUCGCUGAACAAGCUGUUGUCCAGAAGCUUUCUCUGAAAGACAUAGAACAGACAUUUGAAACAUUAAUAUUAAGAGGAAAGAAUAUAACUGAGGUUGAUCGGUCUGUUUUGAAACUCAAAAGAUUGCGAUGCUUGAUUUUGAGUGUGAACAAUAUCACUGAAGUAUUUGGAUCUCACCUUCCGAAAUGUUUAGAAAUAUUAGAAUUAUAUGGAAAUCAGAUUGAAGAUAUUUCCAAGUUGUGUCAGAAUUCUCCACCAGGGCUCCUCUAUGUGGGACUCGGGCAGAACAGGCUUCACACACUUCCAUCCACCAACUUCCCUGUCCUCUGCACACUGGAUCUCACAGAUAACUUUUUAAGUAACCUAAUUGAAGUAGUGGCCCAACUGAAAAGUCUCGGUUCUUUACGUUCACUUGCCUUUGUUUGGAAAUCCCAUGACCCUUGCUUGGGGUUAUCGAGGAUAUGUAAUAACACAGCUUACCCAGUUAUGGUAUCUUGAUGAUACUCUUGUAACAACAGCUGAGAAAUGGGUAGCUUUAGAGAAAAUUGGGUCAGUGAGCUUGUCAGAAGUAACAAAGGGCUGGGUGACACUUGAGAUACAUCGAGUGCUUGGAAUACCAAAAGUCAGUCCUAAAAACGAUGAGAAAAUCUCCACCAGUUACUAUAUCCAGUACUUUCCCGGGCUCAGCCAAGUAGAAGGAAGAUGGCUGUUGGAUUGAGGACUCAUCCGUGACUUCAGUGUUAGCUACUUUCCUUGUACCACUGUCCACAUUGUCCAAGACUUGUGAUGUUAGUCCCGUGGUGCACGUAAUCUGGGAGGAAAAUUUAAAACAGCAGCAAGCAAGAAUAGUUCGGGAAGAUCUCAGAAGUUACAGUAGCGUGAAAACCACAAAAAAAGUUUUCAUCAGUAGAAGCUUUCUCCAUAAGAAAGGUUUAACUGUAGGUGACUUUCUCUUCAAUAUGGGCAGGGUGGCAGCUUUGGUGAGAAGAUAUUGUGGUAAACAAGAAAGUGUAAAAUUAUCCAAGAAGAAAGCACCUGGAGGUGCAGAAGACCAAAAUAUAACGUGUCAUCUUACAGUCACUCGUCAUGUUAUUUAGAAUAUAAACUAUUAAUUUAUUUUUAAAAUUGACUAAACAUGUUUAUGGUAAUAAUUAGUGAUUAAGAAAUCUAUAUUUGUUUGAAAAAUUAACUCCAUUCUCAGCUGUAAAUAUUGUACUCCUUUUGUACGCGUGUGUCACCGUAAUCUCCUUCUCACACAUAGUUUUUACAUUUUAUUUUUCCAUUACCAAUACUAAGUGAUUUAAAAGAUUCGAGCAUGUUCUCUGGUAUAUAACAAAAAAUAUUGUUCACGUGUAUAGAGUUAAAAAAUAUUUAAAACAUUUUGACCAUAAUAUCUGUGAUUACACUAAUCAGUUCAAUUACUGUAUCAUUGUUAAAGAAAACUGUGUAAAUUCACUUAGGUCAACUAAAAUAGCUUAAGUAUCACUUUGUGUUUUGUAGUAGUGAUAUUAAUGUUUACAAUAUCGGUAAUAAAGUACCUCAAUAAUGGUAAAAGUAGUAAACUUAUCACUGUAUUAGGUGAAUAAUUAUCAGAUUCUGUUUGUUCUGGGCAGUACUAUUUGUUAACAACCAACGGCAUCAUAAGGCCUUAUUUGGGGGUGGGUUGUUGAGGAAACUACACAUAGGAUAAAAAUUCUCUUUUAUACCUACUUGGUUCGUCUUACAAACAUAUUUAUGACCUAAGACUAAACAGCAAAUUAUUGCAUAUUAAUACUUAACAUAUCAAAAUAAGUUGUUGUUUUUUACCGUAAAGCCCUGCAAGUCCCUGUAUGCCAUUCAUUUUAAAAGAU